Messenger RNA from Macrosiphum euphorbiae (potato aphid), 2571 nucleotides. NCBI's taxonomy places the organism in Eukaryota, Metazoa, Arthropoda, Insecta, Hemiptera, Aphididae. The record is from the annotation of a GenBank genome assembly.
AUGUCAAAAUCGCUUGUAAAUAGUACACAGUUAACUGAAUUAUUAAACACCAUAAACUCGAAGAUCACUCAUAACAGCUGGGAUACAGUUAUUCGUCAAACCAAUAUAAUAAUCGAUGGAAAUCCUACAACGGUUAUCAGUUAUUUAAACAAUAAUUUAAAAUACGAUGCUACAACUACAGAUAUUCAGUUAAACGAAUCAAAUGUACUAGAAGUAUUACUUUUGGUGUACACAGCUUUCAAAUGUGAGUAUGCAUCUUUCGUUAGAGAUUUACUCAACUUUUUUUUUGAAUACAUCUCAAUAUGUGAGACGUCUGUAAAUACACAUUCAACAAUUAAUGUUGCAGAUGGUUGUUCACAUAACAGGAUAAUUUCUAAAUUUAUUGAUUUUAAACAAAAUAUUGUGAAAAUUAUUUUCAAUCUAUUUAAUUUUAUGGACUUGUCUCAACAUCUCAUAUUAAGUGAUCAAACGUUUUUAAAGUCACUUAUAUCCAUUAAUUUGUUUCUAUAUUACCACCAACAUUUGACCGAUGACGAUGGGGAGUCGAAUAUAUUACAUGCAACAUAUUAUGACGAUGAUCAGUUAGGCCAUAUUAUUGUAUUAAAAAAAGUAGUUGUUCAGAUAAAAGACUUGGUCGACCACUUUCGGUGUAAAAAUUGCUUUGUUGGCUAUGAUUAUUUCAAAGAUUCCAAAAAUAACACUAGUGACUUAUCAACUAAAAUACAGGAACUCUACGAUUCUUACUCAUUAACCUCAAAAAUGGAUCGUUUUGACGACAUAGGCUUACAAAACGACUUAUAUGAUGUUGAGAUGUAUGAUCCAAAGUAUUUGUUAGUCACAGAAUUAUUUGAAAUAGACAAAGAUUAUUUUGAAUAUUAUUUAUUGGCAUUUUACCACGAUACGCAUAAUAGCUAUGACAUCAAUGUUAUAUUUCAAUAUCAAAAUUAUAUAAAUCAAGCAGUUACGCUUUUUAUGACUAGAACAUUUCUAAAAUCAAUAGAUUUAUAUAUUAACAAACUCGGCAUUGAUUGUAAUACACCAGAAACACUUCUGUCAGAUUCUUAUAGGCUACUGGUCGAAAAAAAAGAUUCACUAACAGCGUUAUCAGACUCGGAGAAAGGUGAUUUAUCUGAAAAAAAAGAUUUACUACCUGCGGUAAGAGAAACUUUUUUUUCAACGUUAUCUUAUUUGGACCAACGUGAUUUAUCUGUAAAAAUAUUGAAACUAUUAAAUAGUAAAAUGCCAGAUUAUGCACCAGAUAGUAAAGAAGAGGAAAAUAUUUUUUUGAUGACAGGUUUCGUCAUAAACAUUGUAAACUCCGUUAAUUUUAAAUCAUUCCUCCAGACUAUCGAAAUAUUCAAACAAGAGUUGAAUUCAAACGAUGAUUAUAACUUACUGACGAUGGAUGCACAUGGAAAAAUAGAAAAACGGGUAGACGGUGUUCAGGGUAUAGACACUGAAUCGUGUAAGGCCACGGCUGUUCUGCGUGAAAUCCUGGUUUCGAUCAGUUUGCUGGUAAAUGUCUUGGAAAAACAUGGCGUGUGCAUCAAAGGCGACGAUAGCACAACCAAAGAACAAUGUUUCCAGGAUUACUUGAGGUUGCAUUUGAACAGCGUAUUCCAGUGUAUCAGUAAUUUUAUUGAAAGUACGACCGAUGAGAAGUUACAACAGAGGUUGUGGCCAAUAUUAUUUCAUUUGGAAAACAUGGGGUGGACUUACCUCGGUGUAAAUGACGAUGAAGCGUAUACACAAUACGUUACGAUCCAUCAAUAUGUACUGAUGACUUUGGGCUCGAUAGAACUCUACGAAUUGAGCAAUUGCAAAUCGCCGAAAUACAAUCAAACGCUCUAUGACAAAAUGGUCGGGUAUGCUGAAAAUAAAUCUAACCACAAAGAACAAUUGUUUGUGACGCCGAGUACUGCUGAAGAUAUGAUCGACAGGUUGAGGGCGCAUAUAGCUUUUAACACCUUAAAAUAUGAUCAUGUCAGCUACAGUUCUAUCACUUAUAUCCAUAAUAGUAUGUUUAACGACAUUUUAAGCUACUUCCCUGAGGUAUAUUCGAAAAAUUAUCAGUUUUAUUGGUAUGGACACAAAAAAAAUAUUUAUCAUAUAGUACGAGCUGUCACACAAAACGUGAUCGAUUACCAUGGCGUACUCAGCUAUCGAUUGAUUAUUAUACAAUGGAUUAUUUCUACAGUCUAUAUAAGAAUGAAAUCUAUUUUGAAAAUAUGCCACCCACUGAAAAAAACCGAUAUCCAUAUGAUAAAAAAACAGUUAUUCGUGAUCCGUGAAGAAUUUAAAGCUCCAGAAGCUUUAAAAAAAGAUUUUAAUGAUAAUGUUGAUAGAUAUUUACGUGUUAUAGAAACGGAAAAUUCUUUUGAUCUUAAAGUGAAUAAAUUCAACGACUUUAUCAUGAAAAAGUUCGAGUUAUUUGAUUUUGCUGCUAUAGAGGCUGAAUUAACAGCAGAAAAUGUUUGUUCCGGAUUAAAAGAUUACUUUGAAAUUAUAAAGUCAAAAUUGAUUUCGAUGAGUAAUAAUUAUAUUGAUUAUAAUAGUAAUAAACCAUUAUAA